UAUCUUAUCUCAGCUCUCUUAUUUAGCAUUGAGUCUUCAUGACAGCAGCAGCUUAGAGGCAAUGUCCACUUGCCAGCACAACUGGCUGGAGUUAUUUUUAAGCUAUUAUGGGCAUUUUCUCUUGAUACACUCUUGUUAAAUCAACAAGAAUGGCUGUUUCACAGGCUUAUAAAAUCCUGUGGGGUACAAGCAUCUUUUUUAUGAUUUUACCUCACUUAAAUCUGGGAUUGUUGUCUGACUACAAGAUCUGUGGAGAUUCUGCAUGUGAAAGCUUCAUGAGCAGAGUGCAGGCCAUCAGGGACCACCAUGGUAAGGACUGCCGUUUCCUGAGCUUUAGACGAGGAGACACAUUCUUUGUUUACCACAAACUCACUGGAAAGAGGGAAGACCUGUGGGCAGGCAGCAUUGACAAACAGUUUGGUUAUUUUCCAAAGGAUGCAGUGCAAGAGGAGCAGGUUUAUGCUACUGUGGAGAAAGUAGUGGAGACACAGAAAUCUGAUUUUUUCUGUAUGGAUGAGUUUGGUUACCCCAUUGACUCCAGUCAUCUGGAUAGUGAUGAUGAUGGUGAUGAUGAUGAUCAGAAAAUCCAAAACCAGGAGUCAGAAACCACCCAAACCACGCUAUACACCGAUGACACAAAUGCUGAAAGUCUACAAACAUCUGAAGAUCCUUCUACAGAAUCUCCAGUUUCAACACAGGCAACUGAGGCCACACUGACAGAAGAGGACGAAAACAAAAAUACUGGUGACGCUGCUGCCAGGACUCACGAGGAAGCUCAGGAGACUCCUGCAGCUCCGAACGAACAAGGUGGGUCUGCUCCCUCUUCCUGGCUGGGUUCUUCAGUGACAGGAUGGUUAGGUCUUGCUAAAGAGGAAGAAGCUGAAAAUUUGGCUGACGGAGAGAAAGAAGAUGAGGGAAAGGAGACGCAGGCCGAAGCUUCUGUCGCUUCUUCAGUGACAGGGUGGCUGGGGUUGGGAGGAGAUGGAAAACCUGAUGAUGCUAUAGAAAGUAGAGAAGAAGAUGGAGAAAGUGAUGAUUCUAUUACUUCAACCAUGACUGGGUGGCUUGGCUUUGGAGGAGAGAAAAAAACGGAUGAUUCAGUAGAAAAACAGCAAGGUGAAGAACGAGACAAUGAGGAAGAACCAGCAGAGAAAUUCAGGAGCAGGAGGAUGUCUCUAGAUUUAGAAGGCAGCCAAUUACAUGAAGAGGAGAAGAAAGAGAUGGGGACAUUGGGUUGGCUAGGAAAUGGACUGUCAAGUACGCUGGGGUUUGGCAUUACUGAUCAGGAGUCAGGACGUGAGACAACAGCUGAAAUAGAGGCCAAGGAAGAUGAACAGCCAGAGCCUGCUUCUUGGUUGGAUAUGGGGAUUGGGGACAUGUUAGGCUUUGGGAAUGACAAGAGUGAAGUUGACGAGAGCACAGGAAGUGGUUUAAAGGAGACAGAAGAGGACAUAAUCUUAGAACAACCAACAAGCUCAGAGAAUAUGGAUACCAGUCAAUCACAACCUGCACUGACAGAGGAGAUAACUACAAAUGAACUGGAGGUGGAAGAAACUCAGAAUGACCAAGAUGCCCCAUCAGAGAUUAGAGUCAGCGCUGACAGUGAUAAUAAUGAUAUAAGUACUUCAGACAGUAGCAAGGAUAGUGUCUUCCCUGAAGAUGCAGCAUCCAAGAUUGAUCAAAAAGAUAUUACGCCUCAGACUGCGUUAGAGAGAAGGCCCAAGGCUGUAGGUGAAAUGUCUUUGAAGCUCAACAACAGUGAGGAAGAAGAGGAAGAUAAUGCUUCAGAUAUUUACAUGGAAGAGAAAAAUGUCCUAGACUUGGAAAGAUCAGAAGAAAUGGAAGGUAAAGAUCAUGAGAUGCCCAAAUCAAUAGAGAAUGAGAGCGAGGAUGAGAACAGAGAGCGAGGGGAACAAGACAUUAAAACUGCAAGUGACACUGAUCAGGGUGUUUUUACACAAUCUGACAUAAAUUUAGGGCCUGAUGUGAGUUCUGUGGAUUUAACUUCAAACUCCAUGGGAGGAUCUGUAGGCGAGGUUGAGGACAAAGCAGAUGACAUUGUUGAGGAAGUAAAGGAAAUCCCAAAUCAGAUCAAUCAGAACACAGAGGAAUCCACAGAUGCGUCUAUAAAAAUUAGUGCAAGUAGUCAUGAAGGUGAAAGGAAUGAUGCAGAAACAGGUGUUCUUCACAGAGAAAUUUCCACGACUCAGAAUGAUGACUCAGCAGAACAAAGUCAAGUCAGCAGAGGUGGAGAGAGUCAGCCUUUCUUAUCAUCAGACGCAACUGUGGAGAGAAAUGAACCAGUCUAUAGUGAAGAUGACAGUUUACCUGCUCACAGUGUGGAAACCAAUGUUGAACACUCAGAAUCACUUGCUAUGAUUGAUAGUAAUACAGAUACAGAAACACAGCAGGGUGAGUUAGGACUGGAGGGGGAGCUGCACCCUGUUGAGGACAGCUCUCGGGAGUUUGACUCAUCCAAUUAUACUGAUGGAGGUACUGAAAUGAUGAAUGAAAAUGCCUCAGAGGAGGACAGAAGAAUGUUUUCCACUAGUGAGAGCACAACACAGAUGGAAAACAAUGCAGAUAAGGACUCAUAUCUACAUGUGCAACAAGGGGCCACACAAAGUGCUGGUGAUGAACAUGAGCUAAAGGAAACUGUUAAAGACACUGAGAAAGACAGUGAGGACAAAAUCCAGACAGUUCAAACUGAGAAAGAGACAAUAGAGACUGAGAGUGAUGAAGAAGAGGAGUCAAAGCAAGGGGAAAAGCAGGGGGAGAGGGAAGAGAUAGAGGAAGAGGAGAAACUGGAGGAGUUAAAGGAGGUAGAGGAGAUAAAUGCACAGGAAAAACAGCAGGAAGUGGAGGAGGAAAAGCAGGGUGAGGUCGAAGAGCUAAAGGAAGAGGGGAAACAGGAGGAGGUGGAGGAAAAGGAACAGGAGAGGGUAGAGGAAUUGGAGAAGGAAGUGGUGCAUGAGCUGAGGGAAAAGGAGAAACAGGAGGAAGUGGACGAGAUAAAAGAAGAGGACAACCAGGAGGAGGUGAGGGAGUUAAAGGAAGAGGAAACUCAGGGGAAGGGAGAGGAGUUGAAUGAGAAGGAGAAAAAUGAGGAGAUGGAGGAAAUAGCGGCGGAGAAGAUGCAGGAGGAGAUGGAAGAGCUAAAGGAGGAGGAGAAUCAUGAGGCACUAGAGGAGUUCGAAGAAAAUAAGGAACAGGAGGAAGUGGAGCAGAUUAAAAAGGACAACAAGGAGCAUGUGGGGGAGUUAAAGGAAGAGGAGAAGAAGCAGGAGGAAGUGGAGGAGUUAACAGAGGAGGAAAGGCAGCAGACAGAAGAGUUAAAAGAAGAGGAGAGCAGGGAGGAGUUAAAGGGAGAGCAAGUACAGUCUCAUUUAGAGGUGGAGAUAGAAAACACCCUCCACUCUUUCCCUCACACUCAGAAAGACAUUGACAGUCCAGAAUCAGACAGCAACGAGAAGGAGACACAAGACGAGGACAGCUCAAAAUCUGUGUUCUCCGAAACGUCCACAGAAACUGAAAAGAGACAGACUGAAAACCCACAGAUGGAAGAACAGGAGAGAGGGGGAGAAACACAGACACAGGAGAGGGUGGAAGAGGUGAAGGAUAAAAUGGCACAGGAGGAGGUUGAGGAGAAGCAGGAGAUGGAGAAUGUGGAGGAUGAGAGGAAGGGCAAAGAGGAAGAGAGGGGCCUUAAAUGCUCAGAUGAGCUUUGUCUACAAUCGAGUGAAGACGGAUUUGCGAGGGACAGAGAUGGAUAUGAUUCUGCAGAUAGGUUGAGCUCAGGAGAUGAAGCAGCAAUGGAAGCAGAAAAACAAAAUCCAAUGGCUGACAAUGAUCAAAUAUUAGCAGGCAGGACAGGAGUGAGUCAAACGGUACCAGCUGAAAGCAUGGAGGGAGAUGAGGCCGGAAUACGGGAGGAGGAGGAAAAGAGAGAUGAUGACGGGAAGGAAAAUGAUCUUCUUUAUUCAGGUGAGAGUGGCCAAAACAGCCUUCCUGAUCAACUGUCAUUCGGCCAGACAGCUGAGAGCAAAAAAGAUGAUCAACUGGAUUCUGGCGAGGCAGACAACACUGACCUUUCUGAUGCCAAUAGGCUCCAUCAGGGGGAUACAACUGAGCCUGAGGACACUGGAACCAGCAGCAAUGGGAUUUACACUGAGAGAAAAACAGAGCCAAUUCACUCUGGUCAUGAGACAGACUCAGAGGAGGACACUGUCAGGGAAGAGACAGAGAUAAACAUGAGGCAUGCCGAUAUGCAGAUGAUGAGCCAGCAUCAUAAUACAAUUGAUUCUGAAUUCAGGACAGAGGGAGGAAUAGAUGUAACAGUUUCGUCCAGUGACCCUGUGAUAUCUGAGCAAACUGUUCUUUCUGAUGGUCACAAUAAAGAGACAGCAGAGACUGGAGGUGGAGGCGCAUUCGGCCUUUUCAAAAACGCUGUCAGUUAUUUCAGCCAAACACCUGUCGCUGAAACUGAGGGAUCCACAGAACCUGCCCCAAGUUUGGAUUCUAACACAGGUGAGGCAUCCAAUGCACAGGCCUCUCUGACUCCUCAACAAGAACUGGAUUCAACCACGGAUCCAAGUCAGGAUUAUAUACAAGAGUCACACACAGAAUCUCCCAUCACAGUGUCACAACAGCAGCUGCAGCCUUCUCCUCCCUCUACAGACACCCAGACAUCCUCUCCAUCCCAAACCCAGACCCAUUCUCAUCCCACAGAAAGCCCCCUCCAAACAAAACCCCCGACCAAACUUUACAAGAGCCUCCUCACCUACAUGAGCGCGGAUGAAACGACAAUUUUGAAAGAACUCUUUGGGCGACACAAGCUGCAGUUCUUGGAUUACAUUUUAGGAAGCUCAGAAACCACGAUGGAUGACCCCGAUAAUGAUGAAUCGAUAUUGCUGGAUAUAGAGAGACUUCUGCAUUAUCACAGGGAGACACUGGUCACUCCUAGCAUGAAGCUUGCAGAUGCUCCGCAGGAGGAUAAAGAAAAGACCAGAGCGCUCAUCGCACUUCAGAAGCUAGAAAUGCUGUUGGCAAACGUGAGAGAGACUUUAAGCACAGCUGAGGCCAGCUGUGUUGGUGGAUCCUGCUCAACCCACAGCAACGAUAAGGAAAUGGCCACUGAGGAAGACAACAAUGCUCAGAGAGAUGAAUGGAUGGGGCUGGACAAACUUAGUGGAGGCACAGGAAAUGAGAAAAGAGGAGAAACAGGGAAAAGUGAAAAAGAGACAGUGUCCUCUGAGUCCCAUCCUCACAUUCAGCCAGGACCACCGGAGUCACUGGAAGGGGUAAUGAAGCAAAUUAAGGACUUUGUUCUUCUGAUCACUGAAGACACAAACACUCAUGUUCAUGCAGUGAGGGAGCUCUUCAUAUGGCUUACUGUACAGGUUGUAUCAUCACUGCCUGAUGACAUCAGACCGGGGCCAGACCUGUACGGGGUGCCAUGGGAACCAGUCAUUAUCUCCAGUGUGGUGGGGAUGGUGACAAUACUGUUGUUCACCUGUAGAUGUUAUAGUUCUGUAAAAAGCAGAAUGUAUCGAAGUAAAGAGCGGUGGAUGGCUGGGCAGGUUGCACAACUGCUGGAUGAGAAAUGUAAAGUCCUUGAGACUCUCAGCAAAUGUCAGCAAGAGUAUGAUGACCUGGAGAGCUCCCUGAGGGACAGCGGCAUUUUGGCCCAAACUCAAAAGACAGAACAUCUGGAGGUCAAAGCCAGACAGUUGGGACAUGCUAAAAAGGAGCUGGAGAGGGAUCUUAAACAACUGAAGGAUCAACUGGAACAACAAAGAGAGCACAGGAUGGAGCAAGAAAAGAGAAUAACAGUGCUUGAAGAGAGCAUGAAAACGUUUGAAGAAGAAAUCAAAGACCUCCAGUCACAAGAAGAGCAGGCACAAACCACUCUGAAAGUGUACAAUAUGAACAGUGACAGACUGCAGAGGAAUCUGGAAACAGCUGGAGAGGAGAACACACUGCUGCAGGAAAGCAACGCUCAGUUGAGGCAACAGGUGGAGGGAUGGGCAGAAAGAGUGAGUGAGUUGGAAGCGGAGAUGAGGAGGUGUGAGGCUGCCCACAGUGGGAUGCUGCAGGAUGUGGCCAACAAGGAUGAGCGCAUAAUGUCCUUGACAGAUCGGCUGCUGAGGAUGAAAGGUUGGGAUUCAGACUUGGAGGAAGAGGAAGGUGCGGAAGGAGGAGAGAAGGAGACGUCCAAUGGCACAGCAGGGAGAGGAGGAGAGAAUGGACGAGAAGAUAUUGUGGACACACAAGGCCAUCUCCAGAAAGUCCAGAAACUUAUCUAUGCUGCUAAGCUAAAUGCAGACCUCAAAUCAGUAGAUGAAGACAAGGACAGAAUAUUUGCAAAACUCAACGAUGAAGUCAAAGCUAAAGAAGACCUGCAAGUGAGCAUUAAGGAGAUGAAUAAUGAGAAAUUAUCUCUGCAGUCAGACACUGAGCAGUACGCCGAUCAGGCCCAAAGAUUACAGCAGAAACUCCAGAUUAUGACAGAAAUGUACCAGGAGAACGAGCUCAAGCUGCACAGGCUGCUCACGGUGGAGGAGAAGGAGCGCAUGCAGAAAGAGGAGAAGUUAAAUAAGGCAGACAAAAACAUUGCAUUGGCCAUGGAAGAACUCAGCAAUUAUAGACAACGAGCAGAAGAGAUGGAGGAAGAGCUGGAGAAAAGCAAACAGUCUUACCAGACUCAAAUAUCGGCACAUGAGAAGAAGGCUCACAAUAACUGGCUGGCAGCCCGAGCAGCUGACAGAGACCUAUCAGACAUCAGGAGAGAGAACGCUCUGCUCAGACAGAAGCUAACAGACACACAGUUUAAACUUGAUGCCCUCGACAAAGAUCCCUACGCCCUGAACAGCCUGGCUAGACCACUUCCUUUCAGAGCUGAGAGGUCACCAUACGGUCCGUCUCCUCUGGGUCGACCUGCAUCUGAAACCAGAGCUUUUCUGUCUCCUCCUACAUUAAUGGAUGGACCACCUGCUAGACUGUCACCUAGAGUGUCUCGCUGUGCAGUGGAGCCCCCAGGUGGCCAAGGAGAGAUGGAGCGGAGUGGAGGUCCUCAUUCAGACAGUGGCUCAAUCUCUCCUACAUGGGAGAGAGAUCGCAGGGGGCCCCCACCAGGACCCCCUGGACCACCAGGGCCCUUAGGACCUCCAGGCUACAUGUUCCCAGAACCAGGAGGUCCGAUGUACAGGAGACCUCCACCUCCUCCAGGAGCUCUGGGCCUUUUGCCUCCUCCUGGCUCUCUCCCACCCGGCCCUCUCCAUCCUCGGGGUCUCCCCCCAGGACCCCCUCACCCUGUAGACUUGGCAGAUGGCUCAUACAGAGAAAACAGCCAUGGGCCUGGUGAACUUGAGCACAGAGAGUCUGGUCCUGGUGAACGAAGGACUCCCCCUGAAGCUGAUCUAAGGAUGGGCGGCCCACCCCCUCCUGGACCCCCGAUGGGUCCCAUGGAUGGUCCCUUUCCUCGCAGAGCCCCCUUUGGACCACCACCUCCCGAUUUCUACCCUCCCAGGGGGCCUGGGGGCCCUCCUAUGAUGCCUAUGUGGGCCCCUCCACCGAUGAUGUUCCCGCCUCGUUUCCCUCCCGGUGGACCUCCUCUUCCUCCUGCUCCUCAUCCUCACUACGGCCCCCCAGUGCGGCCCCCUCUGCCCGACGGCCACCCACAUCCUUCCAUGGGUCCCCUCCCUCCUCAGCAGUCCGUCCCCUCCCCACCACACAGCCAGUCGCCAGAGGAGCACACACCCUCGCCUGAAGACGCCAUUUGAGCCUGACCGGGUUUUCCACUCGAGCUGUGAGAUGACGCGUUUCUGGUUCAAAUUUAACUCAGCAGUAGACGGAUGUUUGGGCGGGUUGCUGUUUCCAUCAUUCUGUUAUCUUUAACACCUACAUAUUAACCAGGAGGAUUUAUUUAAUGAAGAGUGUUUGCACAAGGGAAAGCCUUCAGCCUUCACAAGCCCACUUUGUUGCUGUUUGUCUGCUUCUGCUCGGUCUUUCUGCUCUAUUCACAUCCUCUCUCCUCUCUCUCUCCUGCCCUGUCACUUGCCUUGUUUCUCUCUGUUGCUUUGCCCUAUCAUCAUCCAGCGACAUUCCCUGCGAAGUACUUCCUGUUGUUGUGGACUCACGGUGACAACGGUUAUGUUCUGUUGUGUAAUUUCACAGGCAGCUUAAUCUGUACGUCUGUGUGUGGGAAUGUUGCCAUGUGAACCAGAAACAGUUGCUUGUUUGCUUGACAAUGCCAGAAUGGUUUUUAAUGGCACUUAGGUUGAAAUGUGUGCAUGUAGGAAUGCUGUAUGUGUGGUAUGUGGCAGAGAAUAUGUGUGUUUACUUAUGGAAUCAGUCAACAUUUCAUCCCAAUGGCACAAAAAGAGAAAUCUAAAUGAUCUUGGGCUAUCAUGGAAAAAAUGCGUCUUUUUAGGCCAAAUACAAGAUAUUUUAUUACACCAAUGUUCUCGCCAUUUUUACCAUAAUUAAAAAAAAAUAGCCCUUUAGUAUUUUCGUAGUUGUUGACCUGGAUUCGACUAUACUUAAAUCAGAUGACGUCACAUCUUGUCUCCUGAGAUGAUCUUAAACUCUAAAUAUUCCUCAAAUGAGAAAGUUUCUUAAAAUAUAUCAUUAAAGUGCAUAACUGAUGGCUCCCCUGUGGGAUUAGUGGCACUUUGUCUUCAUCAACAAAGCUAUUAUUUAAAACAGCAGCAAGUAAACAGUGUUUCUGAUGAUGUUACAGUGACCUGCAUAUGGCCCAGGCUUGAAAAAGUGGCUUAUAGUAGCUGCUUGUAUUUUGCCGAAGUAAGCUGUGUGAAGUAAACGGACUGACUGGAAGAGAGGCUACGUUCAGAGCCAGGAAGAUGACACCCAUGUGAAUUUUGUAAAAAGUGAUUAUUAACAGAUGAAUAAAGAGUGUCAAAUUGUCAA
Messenger RNA from Epinephelus moara (kelp grouper), 8928 nucleotides. It is a transcript of the gene mia2, whose product is annotated as CTAGE family, member 5. The transcript is spliced from 28 exons. Gene Ontology annotation, biological process: endoplasmic reticulum to Golgi vesicle-mediated transport; vesicle cargo loading; protein secretion. The record is from RefSeq and is a predicted model, not a curated record. Gene Ontology annotation, molecular function: protein binding. Lineage: Eukaryota; Metazoa; Chordata; Actinopteri; Perciformes; Serranidae. Gene Ontology annotation, cellular component: endoplasmic reticulum exit site; endoplasmic reticulum membrane. The coding region runs from base 150 to 7781 and encodes 2543 amino acids.